GAAGCCAGAGAUUGCUUGCUGACUUUUGGUUGUUAUGGUGAUCCAUAAGAGUUCAUAGGAGUUCUAGAGUCUCAAUUUGCCUAAGAUGAGCACAACAACAUCCAGUAAAGAGCCUGAGGUGAAUACCUUCAUCAGCUCUGCAGCAGUCAUCAAGUUUUCAGGUGGCUCCGUUGGCACAGAGGAAUGGACAGACUCUGAAGAUGAGGGUGACGCACCGGAUUCCAGGACGUCUGACCCUCAAAAACCCAUCCUACACAAUAAGAACAAGACUGACGCUCCAUCGGAAAACACCCUGGACAGCAUGGAGAGGGACUACAGAGAAAGGACUAAAGAGGGCAGUGUUCAUAGAGAUGUUAUUGCAAAUGGAAAUGUGAAUCAUAAAACUUCAGGAAACCUGAUCCAGCCAAGGGUAUCGAAUUUUCAAACGAACACAGAUAGAGUUAUAACGAAAGCGGACAGUGAUUCAAACUCGACAUUUUGGUUGCAGCAGGGGAAAACAGCAGAUCUUCAAAGUGAAACUUCCAAAAAGAGAAUGGAAGACAAUUUAUUACCAGAAUCGCCGUUUCCUGAGGUGGAGGUAGUUUCUAGGAGACAUGCGAGUUAUGAUGAGUCCCAGAAUCCAUUUUCAGAUGUGCCUUGUGAUGGUGAAGAGAUACAGAUUCAGAACGAUCAUCAAAAUAUUGGUUCCAGGAAUCAUAGCUUUGAUGAGAGGCAUGACCAUUCCUACUCCUAUGACGCAGAUUUGGAUAUCAGCUUGCCUUCAGAAGACCAAGAUCUAGCUGAAAUCACAAAUGAAGACCUAGGAGUGGGACUCACUGAAAAUCACUUCUCUCAGCCAGAGGGUAUUUUUGGUUUCUCCCGCACAGAGGAGCUAGAAUUAGCAAUAGAGGAAUGUAAGGAGUCAGUGAAGGCGUCCCCAGAACACUCCGAGAACAGACGAAAGAUGGUAGCAAAACUAGUACAACUCAGACUUAAACUACUCCAAAUCAAAGAAGGGGAUGAGGAAGAGGAGAAGGAGGAUGUGAAAGUUGUUCUUGGUCAUCGUUUUUAUCGGAUGCACGGAAAGAGUCUUAACGACCACUGUGAGGUCUGUCUGUCGGUCAUCUGGGCUCUUCUCCAGACGUGGUACAAGUGUAGUGAAUGUAAUUUUGGUUGCCAUGGCAAGUGCCUUAACUUAGUUAAAAGAAAGUGUGUGAGUGCAAAGGUUUCACGGUUGUGUUUUGAUCUCAAUAUUUGUCCGGAGAAAGGUCUAUCGCCUCAAAACUAUAGGUGUGCAGAAUGCAGGGCGCCUCUUGCCUUCAGUGGAACACAGUCAGAGCCUAGGCUGUGUGAUUACAGUGGUCUGUAUUAUUGUAGCUUGUGCCAUUGGAAUGACCUGGAAGUAAUACCAGCAAGGGUCAUUCAUAACUGGGACUUUGAACCAAGAAAAGUAUGUCGGCAAUCUAAACAGCUUCUCAAACUGAUGUGCAGCAAGGCUGUCCUCAGAAUUCAAGACCUGAAUCCUUUACUCUUCAACUACGUGGAGGAACUUAGCCAGAUCAAGAAACUGAGGGAGGAGAUUCUGAUCAUGAAGGUUUAUUUUCUUUCUUGCCGAAGAGCGUUGGAACAAAAACUACUCAAACAACUCCAGAUCAGACCUCACUUUGUUGAGAACAGUGAUACCUAUUCCCUCCAAGAUCUUAUAGAUACAGAAGAAGGCAAUCUGCUCGCCGAGCUUGCAACAAUACAUGGAGACUAUGCAGUUCACAUACGAGUUGACUGCCCGAUAUGUCAAGGCAAGGGUUUUAUAUGUGAGAUAUGCAAUUCCGAUGAGAUUCUCUUUCCGUUUGAUAUGAUAGCUACGUUGUGCGCCAACUGCUCAGCUGUCUACCACAGGGACUGUUUCUACAAGCGGUCAGGUGAUUGUCCAAGAUGUGCCAGGCUCUCCCAACGAGCGUCCAUCGACCGGCCGGCCUCAAGCCCUUCAAGACCCAUCAGUAAAUGACCAAGAUAGAUGACCAUAGAUGACCAUUCAUGAGAACAGGACUUAGACAAGUCCUAAUGAUAUCUUUCAAAGAUCUUGUCUGCAACAAGCGAUCUUUCAGAAUUCUUUCCAUGGACUUUUCCUUGUCUUUCAAUGAUCUUUUAAUGAUCUUUCAUUGAUCUCUCAUGAGUCUAACAGUGAUGCCGUAAAAAUCUUGAGAGGAAAUGUACUAAUAAGAACUUUGAAAGUUCGUCAAAAGACUGCUAAAAAAACACCAAAAGGCCAUUUUUUGAAAGACCACUGAAAGACUGUUUUGAACCGUUUCAAAAAGUUUUGGGACUCACGAGGACCAUGAAGACCAUUGAAAGAUCCAUCAGGAAACAUGAAAGACCUCAGAGAUCUUUGAGAAUUCGUUGAAGGACCCUUGAAAGAUCAAGCAAGUUUCAUGGUCUUACAGCAGUCUGUCAGAGGUCUUGCUCUCUGUGGAAUGAGUUUAUUUGCAUUAAAAUAAAACUCAAGCAUGUACAAUACUGGUUAUAAUAUUGCAUCGUAAAUAAGAAAGUUAUGACAGUUUGAAAAUUUUGCUUAUUUCUAUGAUAUUCAAAUGAGAGAGCUGAUGAUGGCACAGUUUCAUUACAUUUUGUAUUUCCUAGAAUUUCUCUAUUUUCUUUUUUUUUCAGAUUUGAUAAUAAGAAACCUCUUCUUGAUUGAAUCACAUUAGGUAACAACAAAGGAUAUUCCGUAGUACAUGUUCAGGGAGGAGUCAAUCUGUGUUUCACAUUAUAAUGAGGUAUUUCUUAUUAGUGAAUCUGUGACACCAUCGGCUCUCUCAUUGGCAUAUCAUCCUGUUGUGCACGUAACUUUUUUGUUGAAAUAAGCAAAAAAAAUUAAAUGUCAUUCCUUCUAAUUUUUAAUCUGAUAUUUGUGAACGUUUUAGCAUUGUGCUUGUUUGAUUUCUCCCUUUUUUAUCCUAAUCAACAUUUUGAGGUCGUCUUCCCCUUUAAUGCAUUGCAGGUAUUUGAUUUUCCUGUCAAAAUCAUUUUACAUUUUUUGCUGCAAAGGUUUAUUGAGAGUGAAGCACGAAGUCAUUCAGAUUGGUCGAGUUCAAUUGGAUUUUCAAUAAUAUUUAUUUGGAUAUUUGUUCUCAUUAAUUUCUCGAUAUGACUCUUUACCAUAUAUUAAUAGAGUGCAAAGUUGUAAUGUAAGAAGCUUCCCUUUUCCCCGUAUCAUGAAUAUACCUAUUGUUAGCCUCGAGAGAUAUGGAUACUUUUGAAGGGUUUAGUUGGAUACAGUUAUUUUAAACAGAUUGAAGAACAUCAAUGGAGAUUGUUUGUCGUUGUAUUUCAGCAAAUGGUAAUACUUUCAAUUUAAUCUGAAUAACAUUGAUUAGAAGUACAAUGGUGAUUGUGUACCUCUGAACAUGAGUUUUUACCAAAGCAAUUCUUAUAGAAAUCUUUUCUCCCUCAUACAUUGAAAAUUAGUUAAUUUCAUUUUGAUAUUCUUAAAUUGAGAAAUGAUAGUGAAAGGAGGGGCCUAUGUACUAGAAGUGGAAUCAUCCAUGAAGUGAUGUGAGAGGUGAAGACAUUCAUGGAAAUGGUAUUAUAUAUUGUGAUUUUUCAUGCGGUGUGUAUGGUUAAUGGUAGAAAUGAAGAAUCUACUUUUGUUAUACUGUUUGUAAAUAAAAACAAAUAUUCAAUUCAGGCAA
Messenger RNA from Lytechinus pictus (painted urchin), 3668 nucleotides. RefSeq names its product differentially expressed in FDCP 8 homolog. Lineage: Eukaryota; Metazoa; Echinodermata; Echinoidea; Temnopleuroida; Toxopneustidae. The transcript is spliced from 13 exons. The record is from RefSeq and is a predicted model, not a curated record. Bases 86 to 1984 code for a protein of 632 amino acids.